Habropoda laboriosa is the source of this 1632-nucleotide messenger RNA. RefSeq names its product phosphoacetylglucosamine mutase (gene nst). The record is from RefSeq and is a predicted model, not a curated record. Lineage: Eukaryota; Metazoa; Arthropoda; Insecta; Hymenoptera; Apidae. Bases 1 to 1632 code for a protein of 543 amino acids. Gene Ontology annotation, biological process: UDP-N-acetylglucosamine biosynthetic process; carbohydrate metabolic process. Gene Ontology annotation, molecular function: phosphoacetylglucosamine mutase activity. The transcript has 7 exons.
AUGGAAUCUUCUCAAUUAGAAAAUAUUUUAAACGUUAAAUAUACGAAAAAAUACGAUGGAUAUGUUCAAUACGGAACUGCCGGUUUUAGAACAAAGGCAGAUGUUCUUGAACAUGUUCUUUAUAGAAUGGGAUUGUUAGCUGUAUUAAGAUCUAAAGUUAAAAAUGCUGCAAUUGGUUUAAUGAUUACUGCAAGUCACAAUAUUGGAUCUGAUAAUGGUGUGAAACUUAUAGAUCCAGCUGGUGAAAUGUUAGAAGCAGCUUGGGAACUUAUUGCUACCAAUUUAGCUAAUGUAGAAGAUUCAGAUUUAGUUUUUACAAUAAGGCAGAUUAUAGAAGAACAAAAUAUCAAUAUGUCUGCAGAUGCAACUGUGAUAACUGGUAGAGACACUAGAGAAAGUAGCCCUGUAUUAUUAAAUGCUGCUAUUGCAGGAAUUCAAGCUUUACAUGGAAUUGUAAAAGAUUUUGGAAUAGUUACAACUCCUCAAUUACAUUAUCUUGUUGUAUGUACAAACACUAAUGGUAGUUAUGGUGAACCUACAUUACAUGGUUAUUAUACAAAAUUGUCCAAGGCAUUUAAGUAUGUAAGACAAGAUAAAAUUAACAAUGGACAGUACGUCGCAGAAUUGUCAUUAGACGCUGCCAAUGGUGUUGGUGCUACUGUUAUGAGAGAAUUCUAUAAUUAUUUAGUAGGGACAAUUAUAAUCAAUAUGUAUAAUGAUGGAAUUGGAGAUUUAAAUCACAUGUGUGGAGCUGACUAUGUCAAAGUAAAACAAAUGCCACCUGUAAGUGUCCCCAACAAGCCUAAAGUUAGAUGUGUAUCUAUAGAUGGUGAUGCAGACAGAAUAAUUUACUUUUAUUUAGAUGAAAAUUAUGAAUUUCAUCUUUUGGAUGGCGAUCGAAUAGCAACACUUAUUGCUGCAUAUUUUAAAGAACUUUUGCAAGAAAGUCGUUUAUCGUUUCAGCUUGGCUUGAUACAAACAGCAUAUGCUAAUGGAGGUUCCACGAAUUAUAUUUCAAAUGUAUUGCAAAUUCCAGUUGUUUGUGCAUCAACUGGUAUUAAACAUUUACAUAGUAAAGCUUUAGAAUUUGAUAUAGGAAUAUAUUUUGAAGCAAAUGGUCAUGGAACUGUACUCUUCAAAGAAACUGUUAUUCAAAUAAUUAAAAAUGCUGUUAUAAAUCCAGAGCUGUCUAUAACUGAAAAAACAGCUGCUUCCAAAUUGUUAAAUAUAAUAGAUAUGAUCAAUCAAACAGUUGGAGAUGCUCUUAGUGACAUGUUAUUAGUAGAAACAAUUUUACAUGACAAAGGUUGGAAUAUCAUGGAUUGGGAGGAAAUGUACAAAGACCUACCGAAUAAACAAUUAAAAGUAAUAGUUAGUGAUAAAAACCUUAUAACAACAACUAAUGCAGGAAGGCAAUGUGUAACUCCUGAAGGAUUGCAAGGAGAAAUUGAUAAAGUAGUAUCAAAAUAUAGAAAUGGACGAUCUUUUGUCAGACCAUCGGGAACUGAAGAUAUAGUACGAGUGUAUGCAGAAUGUGAAAAUUCAACCGACCUUAACGAAUUAAUUGUAAAUGUAGCGUCAUUAGUCUAUAAACGUGCAGGUGGAGUUGGGCCCGAACCUAAGCUUUCAUAA